Molecule: messenger RNA, 3515 nt
Organism: Brassica napus (rape)
Lineage: Eukaryota; Viridiplantae; Streptophyta; Magnoliopsida; Brassicales; Brassicaceae
Product: subtilisin-like protease SBT3.16
Exons: 8
Coding region: 1-2322 (773 amino acids)
Biological process (GO): proteolysis
Molecular function (GO): serine-type endopeptidase activity
Source: RefSeq, a predicted model, not a curated record
AUGGAGUUUUCUUCUCUGAUUGUAUCAAAUCAUAGGAAGCAUAUUGCACUUGUGUUCAUAUGUUUAGUAUUAAUCUUGAAGAUAGCCUUAGUUUCUUCUGUCAAUCAGGAAAGCCAGAUCUACACGGUGCAUUUGGGUGAGAGGCAACAUGAUGAUCCUAAACUUGUUACUGAUUCACAUCAUGAUAUCCUCGGAUCGCUUCUUGGAAGCAAAAAAGCUUCCCGUGAGUCUAUGAUUUAUAGUUACAGGCAUGGCUUCUCAGGCUUUGCAGCGAAGCUCACACCAUCUCAAGCAAGGGAACUCUCAGAAACAUUUCUAAUUAAAAUAUUCACUUUGGAUUCUGUAAUAGAGCAUCCGGAUGUUGUUCAUGUGACGAGAAGCAAGUAUAUGAAGCUGGCAACAACAAGGGUGAGUGAUUACUUGGGACUCACUCCAACCACUCCAACUGGUCUCGUCCACGAAACUGACAUGGGAAGUGGAGCAAUCAUAGGAAUCCUGGACACAGGAAUAUGGCCAGAUUCAAAGUCAUUCAGUGACAACGGUCUUGGACCAGUCCCGGCACGUUGGAAAGGAAGAUGUGUUUCAGGAGAAUGGUUCAACGCAUCAUCAAGCUGCAACAGAAAGUUGAUAGGAGCUAGAUACUACGCAAAGGGUCUGCUCGAAAGUUACAAUGGGACAUACGAUGCGAUGGAGAAAGACGAGGUCAUGUCCCCAUUGGACGUAACCGGUCACGGGACCCAUUGUGCAUCGAUCGCCGCGGGUUCUUUCGUCCAGGACGCAAGCUUCUUAGGUCUAGGCUCGGGAACCGCCAGAGGAAGUGCCCCGCGAGCCCGCAUAGCUUCUUACAAAGUUUGUUGGAGCAAAGAGGUGUGUUACUCACCGGAUAUUUUAAAGGCCAUGGAUCACGCCAUUCGAGAUGGCGUUGAUGUUAUAUCGAUGUCGCUAGGAUCCACGAUACCGCUUGAAUUCGAGGUUGAUAGGAGUGAUUUUGCUAUUGGUGCUUUCCACGCCGUUAUGAAGGGGAUUCCCGUGGUAUGCGCUGGUGGGAACGAUGGUCCCGUUACGCAAACCGUCUCGAACGUUGCUCCGUGGAUCAUAACCGUCGCGGCUACGACCAUGGACCGAGAGUUCUUCACGCCCAUCACUCUUGGAAACAAUGUAACCGUACUGGGUCAAGAAUCUCUAUACACGGGAAAGGAAGUCGGAUUCGCUGAUAUUGUUUACUUGGAAGACUUGACAAAAGAUGAUUUUCUAGCCGGUAAAGCUAAGGGAAAAAUCGUGUUUGCCUUCCAAAUACAGUCAUCAUUAGAUAUUGAAGAAUAUGCAAAAUCUAAUGGCGUUGUUGGCGUCAUUAUUGCGUCGAAUCCAUACGACCAUAUAGCACCGGGCACCACGGAUAUCCCUUAUGUCUACGUAGACUUUGAAAUUGGGAUGGACAUUAUGUUGUAUUUCAAAACAACCAAAUUUCCAAAAGCUAAGAUCAGCCCUACCAAGUCAUUCGUUGGCCGACCAUUCUCGACCAAGGUCGCAAGAUUUUCGUCUAGAGGUCCCAAUUCAAUAUCUCCUGCCAUUCUCAAGCCUGAUAUAGCAGCACCAGGUUCAGGUAUACUUGCAGCCGUACCAUCAGAAGAAGGAUACGCAUUCAUGUCGGGGACAUCGAUGGCUACACCUGUUGUUUCAGGAAUAGUCGCACUUCUUAGACAAAAACGCCCUGACUGGUCUCCUGCUGCAAUCCGAUCCGCUCUCGUCACAACCGCAUUACAAACGGACCCAUUCGGAGAGCCUAUUUCAGCGGAGGGUUCCCCGCGCAAACUUGCUAGCCCGUUUGACUUCGGAGGCGGUCUGGUGAACCCGGGGAAAGUAGCAGACCCGGGACUUGUCUACGACAUGGGCUCCGAUGAAUAUGUUCACUACUUGUGCUCCGCAGGCUACGAAAAUAAAUCCAUCUCAAGAUUACUUGGAAGAAUAUACACUUGCCCUUCUCCAACUCCAUCCAUGCUUGAUGUCAACGUGCCUUCCAUUACGAUUCCAUACCUCAAUGAAGAGAUCAUUCUAACUAGAACUGUUACCAAUGUUGGACCGGUUGGUUCGGUUUACAAAGCUGUGAUCGAACCGCCUCUCGGUAUUAAACUUCAGGUGACUCCUGAGAGACUAGAGUUUGGUCCCAACACCAAGAAGAUUACAUUUACGGUGAAAGUCUCCACGACUCAUCGAUGGAACACUGAUUAUUUCUUUGGGAGCUUGACUUGGACUGACAAUGGAGCUCACAAUGUUAGAAUACCUCUUUCUGUGAGAACAAGACCUUUUAACUUGAAGAUAUAACAAAAUUAUUAAUAUUAUCGAAUAAUAAUUAUAAAAUCAUACCAAUGUGUAUUUGCAUUCGUUAUCUAUCGAAAGGCUUGAUCAAAAAAAAAAAAAAAUCUAUCGGAAGGCAAUCAAUGUGACAAUAAUAAAUCGUAUAAUAUUUAAGUUUUAUAUGUAGUCCAGACUGCGGAAGUGAUUUGUGGGUUUUAGGACUUUAAAACUUUUAUAAAUAGGUCUUUUUUCUUCUUCUUUUAUCGGCUAUAAAUACAAUAUAAACUCUAUAAAAUAAUACUUCAUAAUAAGACAAUAAGUAAAUAAUUAUUUCAGUGCUAAAUUGGGCUAAGUUCAGAGCUUUCAAAGGAGCUAGCAGGAAUGAAGAGUGCUCUACAUUCUCCCUUUUAACCUCAACCGCUUAUUCCCUCUCCUUCACAAGUGUUACUCUUACUCUUUCUUUAUUUCUUAUUCUUUACCCAAGAGUUUGUGUUGUGUGUUAUCAUCACCACCAAUAUUAAUUUAUCUAAUGAAAAUAUCAUUUUUGGAUCAUUUCAAUAUCUAACACUUCUUAAAGACCUUAUCUUCAGAAUCUAAUUUUGGUUGGGUGGCAAUAGAGCUUGCUGCCAAAAAAGUUUCCAUGUUACAGAAUUAGUGAUUCAUAUUUGCUUCUUUCUUUUUCAUUACAUUUUCUGGUUCAUUUAGAGAUUAAUAUUUAUUUUUAGGUUAGUCUAUAACGGUUUUACCGGUUUAGUAGGCUCACGUUAAUCCCCUCGACGAGGUUCUUUUAACUUUUGACGAUUCCCCUUCAGUAAUUCAAAUUAUUAUUAUUUUUGGUCAAAAAUCAAAUAAGAAUUUGUAUACCGUAUAUAAUUUUUUUUCUUAACAAUAUAUCGAAUAUUGAGGAUAAUAUCAAUAUCAUGACUCAAAAUGGCGUUGAACUGUAUUUAUCUUAAUUUAACUUUCUAAUAAUAAUAAUAUUUAUUUUCCUUUUUUCAAAAACAAAAAUUGAUUUACUAUACAGAUUCUAUAUGACUAAAAUAUCUUAAUUUCUUUGAUUAAUUUAUUUAAAUUAAACUUUCUUAAAUUUAUUAUUUUAUUUAAAUAUUUUUCCUCUAUUAUUGUUUUUUUUCUCAAAAUAUGUAAACACAGUAACUGAUUGACAAAUGUUUGAUAAAAAUGGUCGGAGUAGAUAAUAAAGGUAUUUUAUUCCUACCUUA